Messenger RNA from Tigriopus californicus, 5083 nucleotides. RefSeq names its product nucleoporin NUP188-like (gene Nup188). The record is from RefSeq and is a predicted model, not a curated record. Gene Ontology annotation, cellular component: nuclear pore inner ring. Gene Ontology annotation, molecular function: structural constituent of nuclear pore. Gene Ontology annotation, biological process: protein import into nucleus; RNA export from nucleus. NCBI's taxonomy places the organism in Eukaryota, Metazoa, Arthropoda, Copepoda, Harpacticoida, Harpacticidae.
CGUUUGGUCACGGAGCAAGGCGUGCUCAUCUCAGAUUCAGUCUUAAGCAAGGAGUUGUCCGAUCACCGUGCUCUGAUCGCCCAAGGCUUGUUGGCCUUUCCCCCGCCCACUUCGAGCUCUCGGGCCGCUUUUCUGCAGAAAUGGGGCGGCAAACUGGAGAAAUCCGGCAAACUGACGCAGUUCCUGGUCCAUUUGUCGGAAUUGAUCCAAGUUGAGGAGAAAGAGACCAAGAAUUUACUCUACACCUACUUAGCCGGUGAGUUUCGGGGUACGAAGGCCUCGUUGAAGAAGCUCAUCGACGAUGAACGCUACCAGGGUCCCUUGAUGAACGACAUUUGGCAAUUCUACCGUGCCGAGCGACUCUAUCUCUUGCAGGUCAUCAAAGAGAUCCUCUGUCACUCCUCCAAUCCGGGUCAUCCCCACCAAGAGCAGUUCCAAAAGGAAGUCGAUCACUGGUUGGAAGACGACAAGUUCAUGAAGAAUCUUCAAGCUCAACUCAAAUCUGUCAUCCAUGAGUCCGUGCCCUCGAUUCAAACCCGAGGCAAAUACUUCAAUGCCACCAACCUCCAAUCUUGGGUUCAUUUCUCCCUCCGAGAGCAAGCCGAAUUGGUUGAAAUUAUCUUACUGCUGGCCACCCGAUAUGACCAGGUCCAACAAACGCAAGCCAGAAAAGAGUUGUUCUGUAAGCUCUACCAAUUGUUCCUCGAACACGGAUUCGGAAGCAAGCAGAACUUUUCCCACCUAAUCAACGACGUUUCCGAAGACUUGGUGCAAGCCAUUGGGCAAUUGGAGGCCCUGAUCAUGGUUUAUCUCAUCGAUUUGCCCAGUCUCACCGACCACGAAGGCGAUACUCAAUCCACUCAAUGGCAAGUGAGUGAUUUCACCGAAGUCGAGAAACUGAUCACCAGUUUAGGAGGCUCACCCUGUCAUGGACCCAUCAUGAUUGGGUGGAUGUUAGCUCGUUUUCUCGUUGAUGGCGAAUCGAGUCUGGCCAAAUAUCAAUAUCUCGGUUCACGGGCCGUCCAACUGCGGGUGGUUCAUCAACUAGAGCGAAUCCUGAAGAACCCCGUGAUUGUGUCCAAUACGACAAUGAGAGGUAUCGCAAAUGGGGUUUGCUACUCGAUUGUGUCCGCUUUAGUGUCAGCCUUUGAGCCGGCCAGGAUGGGCCUCUCCACAGAUAUCCACUCGUUGGCCUUAGUAUUGCUCAAGAACGAGGCUGUAGCCUUGGAUUUUUGGCGUCAAGGCUCUGAGUUAGGACUAGGUACUCAUUUCACUCAGUUGGCAUCGAGUUUUCCCGCCAGUCUCAAACCGUUCUGCGACUUGGCCGAGAAGAUCGCCGGCGCUAGUGAGAAAAGUUCCGAGUACGUCCUGGAUUACUUGGAAAAUAUGCAGCAGUUCUGUGAACCCGUUGAAUCUGUAUCUUCUCAACACAUCAAGGCUCGAGACACGGAGACGUGGGUCUCUUUGAUGCAUCGAUUUCCUUGUGGUGAAGACGUUGAUGUGAAAAUUCCGGCGGGCACCAUCGGUAUUCUAGAUGGGUCCACGUUCAAAUGGCGGGGUCAAUACAACGCGUGGAACUAUUUAUUCGCGGAAGUGGAUCGCUUGAUCAAGCAAAUUUCCUCGGGGAUGAGUAAGAUCCAUUCCGAGACCCUUUCCAACGUGACCAUCAUCACCAAGCUCAUUCGAACCAUCGUCAAGGCCAGUCCCAAAGUGUGGUCUCAGAUUGGUCUCCGAGCCGAGAAAUCGUUGAUUUGUCUUACAGAGAAAGUGGUUCAAAUCAACAAUCCACCCUUAGAAUUACUCACGUAUUGCAUGGAAACAUUUGCCUUCUUGUGCCAGAGGAAUCCUGUUCGAAUCUGGCAGAAAUUGGAGGAGUUCUCCGUGUUUCCGCAUCAACUCAAAUCAGGUCUAGGCGAAUCUCAGAGUGUGGAGGAUAUUAACUCGGGAGUGAUUGGGCAUCUCUUGGCUCAACAAGAGUGCGUCAAUGGAGAGUUUCCCCUGACUUUGGCCUAUUUGGAACUUCUGGCCGUGUGUCUUCAGAGUCCAGAGAUCAAUGCCACGCCCUCGUUGGUGUUUGUGGCUCAAGAUCUGAUCCCGUCGUUCUCAAAUUGGCGCUUCUCAGAACCAGGGGAUCGAGAGAUCUUCGGUCAAAAGCUCUUGUGUUUGACCAAGAUGGUUCUUGAAUCAGAUUCGCCACAUUUGAAAGAGCUCAAUGGCCUCGUGUGUGCGUUGCUCCUCAAGCCCGCCCCGCUUGAGACCAUGUUGAACUUGAUACAAACCGGGGAUCGCAUGGUGCAGAGCUUAAUCGAAGCUCAAUCCUCCUGGGAAGCCGGAGCGGGCGUUGAACUGUCCGCUCUCAUCGACUUAGCCAUGUUGGCUUUCAAUGCCUUAUUGAUCAAGGCCCCGGAUCGAGCUCUCCAAGAUCUUUCGGCUCAUUUGUGCGCUCCGGCUUUGGGCAAUCGUCUUCACUUCAGUCUCACUCUGGCUCACUACAUUUAUCAUUUGCAAAGCUGUGACAUCCCGAUUUCGGCCAUGAAGCUGCUCGGAACGAUUGCGCGGACAUUCCCCAUGUCUCUUUUGGCUUGCUUCGGAAAUGAUGCGGAUGCCGUGAAGGAGAUUCUCAUCUAUCGGUUGGAAUCACAAACGGAGGACAUCAAGUUAAAGAUUUCCAUUUUGGAUCUGUUCUCAGAUUGCGUCGAGACUCAACCCGGAUUCAUCCAGCAUCUGAUCGGUCAAGGCCAAGACAACGAGACGGGUUGUUUGACUUUGGUGGUGGACCUCUUGAAGCGGAUGCGACAAACAGAAAUGAAGUCCAAGCAAGACCUGCAUAUCGCCGUGAUCACGUUCAUCUUUCGAUUGUGGAACCAGCAAAUGCUCUCUGCCGUUGAGCACUUGAAAAAGCAACCCUCUUUUUGGGAUGACCUCACCUGGAUCCUGUUCGAAACGGAUCAGAGUGGCGACAAUAGCAAUGCCAAGAUCAAUGCCACCAUCUUCCGCGUGAUCUCCGCCGAAAUUUUCGCCUUCGGCGCUAAGGUCGAUGAUGGAUUAAAGGCGGUCCUGGAGAAAUUGGUGGCCAAAAACUCCAAUGUCUUGGAACAAUGGUGCGAUUGUGUCUUGGACGGAUUGCCCGCCCUGAAUCAUCAAGAGAUGAUCGUGAACGAUACGUUCAUGCCCUCAUCUGCAACGUCACCCAGCGCCAACAAUUCCGCCACCAUGGAUUUGUUAGGGGCUUGGAAGACCUUUUUGAUCGUAUUCUCCAAUGACCAACCUGUCACACUCACCCCAAGUCAAUGCCACUUGAUCGCUUCCAAGUUCAUCCAAGCCAUCCGAGCUCAACUAGACCACAACGAGUUGAACUUGCGGAUUAUUACAUCUUUGAGUGAGGUCUGUCUAGUUUUGAUGCAAAAGUGGCAGACCAAAUGCGCUGAUAACAUGGAAGCAUGGAUGGCCAAGCAUGCCGCAUUACUGGAACACAUGUCUGGCAAAUUUGAUCAAUUGCACCCUCGCUCACAAUCGGCAGUUUUGGCCAUCGCCAGUACGGCUUUGAAGACGAGCUCGUUUAAAUUGGAGCGAGGCGAGAAAAGUCUUCUAUCUUGGUUGGAACCAACCGCCUCAAUCACGCUUAAAAGUUUACAAAUGUUCGAGUUGAAUCAGUCCAAGAAAGGAUUGGAGCCCCACAAGGAACUCGCUCAUGUCCCCGUGUUGGCUGUGAGUCUUUUGCGCAACCUUAUCCAUCGGUUGGACGAUCCCAGCCUUUGGUUCGAUCUCUUCCAUAAGCAAGUCAUCCUUCAAGCGCUUCUGAGUCAAGUCCACCACUGUCUGCAUCGCCAACGAGAUACCAAUGUGAUCUUGGCUCUCUUGGGACUGCUCUCGGUGAUGGCCAAAUCCGAGCAAGGCUGUCAAGCCUUGCUGUCCUCCGAUCUGGCUCAAAUGAUAUGGUUGCCUUUGUCGGAGGUGAAACAGGCCAAUAACGAGUGGGUCCCAGUGUUUCAGAUCAGUCUCCAAUUCCUGGUGACCCUCAUCCGGGUGGGUGAGCAUCGUGCAGUCGAGAACGGCGUGACUGUGGUCACUUUGCUGCAGGAACAACUCAGCACGUUUCUGAUGGCCCCGAAUCUCUCGAUUCAGGAGGAACAUAUCGAAUUGACCGUCACUGCUACAUCCGUGAUUAGCUUGCUCAUGAAUCACUACAAGCAGUGGCAUCUCUUACACUCACCGUCACUCGUCCACUUCUACCAAAGCGUUUGCUCUUUGCUGCAUACAAGCAUUUGCCUCCUGAUUCGACCCUCGCUCUUGGGCAUGCUCAUUCACCGUCACAAUCACGGGAUCAAUGCCUCCACCCAAGACGAUGAAGAUCUGCGGCGCGUCCGAAGAAUCUCCUCCACGGAUCAAGACAUCGAGCCACCUUCCAACCACCAAACUGUGGCCAUUCAAAAUCUCCUGUUGGAGUGCAUUUGUGGCGGUCUUACCAUGCUUCGAGCCCUGUGUCCGGAUUUGGUAGCUCUUCUCUCGGACAAUGUCGAGGAUUACGGGGAAUGGGAACAGCUUUUGGGCAUUGGAUUCUCGUCGCCUACUUUCGAGCAGAACGACGGACUCACUUUCGGGACGUUGAUCUCUAUUUCUAAUCUUUGCAUCCGCAACAUUACCAGAGUCGAUCGAUCUCCCUCGCCUUCGCGAGGAUCUCCGUCAAGUACAGGAGAAUCGCAAUUGGACCGAAAACGAGUGAUCAUCAUAUUGGAACAAUCCAUGUCGGUGAUGGUGUCCCAAGCCUUAUUGUUCUUAUCCGAUCCUCGUCAUUCAAGUCGGGAUCAGCAACUAGUUCGGCGUGAACUGGGAGCUGAAUUGGGAUCAUUCACGGAAAGUAUUCGACGCUAUGUUCAUAGAGGCGCCAAAUCGCCUCAAAGUGGAGACAAAAGUCCCGGGGGAAAAACUUCGGGUGGCGGAGAUGGUCAUCUACGUUUGUCCAAAUCGGACGAGGAUUUCAUGAAGUUCAUCGCCACCAUUGUCAAUACCGUUUUUAAGUAACUGCCCGAAUACCGCCAUCUACUUCCCCUCCCCCCAGUAAUAAACACAAGGUUCAAAUGAU